CAGACCCAACUGCAACAACAAAAUUGCCCACGCAAGCACGCUCAGCACACACACGCACGCACAACCACGCAAAGAUGCAGCGCUCGACUUUCGCUCGCGUCGAUCCGAAACGCCGCGCUGAACUCGACCAUAAGAAAAGACAGUUUGCCCAGGCGAAAUGGAGGGAGCAGGAGUAUACGCAUCGCUUGAACUUCUAUACCCUGCCUCCCACGGCGGAGAUCACGUUGGAGGAGUUUGAGGAGUGGGCGAUUGCGAGGUUGAAGGUUCUCGCCGAACUCGAAGCCUGCAGUUUUCGCAACCGCAGCCCCGAAGAAACGUCUUCGUACAUGACGCCGAUCCUCGAGAAACACCUCCCGCUGCACAGCAACUCGAGCCGGUCCUCGCAGUUGGACCAGGAGCGUAAGAAGGACCACUACAGCCAUUUCAUCCUGCGCCUCGCGUUCAGCGCCACCGAAGACCUGCGCCGCCGUUUUGCGCGGCUCGAGACGAUGCUCUUCCGCCUGCGCUGGAAGGAGGACGAUGCGCGCGAGAGGCGCGAUUUCGUCAAUACUCUUGAUAUGGGGGGUGAGUGGGAGAAGGUCGGUGAGGAAGAGAAGAGAGAGCUUGGCGACGCAUUGUCUGCUGCGAGCGGUGGAGACAGGAGGAGGACGGGAGAGGACGAGGGUUGGUUCAAGGUUGACUGGGAGAAGGUGCCUGAGCUGGUGGAGCAGCGGAGGGUGCUGCUCAGACGAGGAAAGGCGUAUGUGCCGAUACGAGAGCAGAUGAGUCUGGUCAUUGUGGAAUUCACGAGGCGGAUGGACGAUGCGCUGGAGCUGACUUCUCGCGCCCUUCCACGCCUGGACGAAGACGACCGCCUUUCCCCGAUCCUCACACACCUCUCUCAAAACUUCAACGCCCCCGACGCCACCUACGCUGCCGACAGCAGCAUCACAGGCCUGCAGAACCCGACGGCCAACAGCAUCGAUACACUAAGCCAGCACUUCCCGCUGUGCAUGCAGCACCUACACCGCACACUCCGCGCGAAUUCGCACCUCAAGCACUUCGGGCGCCUGCAAUACACGCUCUUCCUGAAAGGCAUCGGCCUCUCGCUCGAAGAAUGCCUCAUCUUCUGGCGCCGCAGCUUCAAGCUCAUCACCGACGAAAAAUUCAACAAAGAAUACCGCUACAACGUGCGGCAUGCAUACGGCGACGUCGGCGGCGACGCCAACCGCCGCGGCCGCGGCUACACGCCUUACUCGUGCCAGAAACUGACGACGGAGCCGCUGCCGGGCCCAGGCCAGACGCACGGGUGUCCGUACCGCACUUUCGCGCCGGACAACCUCAUCGGCAUGCUGCAGAGCGUGGGGGUCGGCGAUCGCGAGCUGCUGAAGGACGUCAGGGAGGAUGUCAAGAGGCAAAGGUACCAUAUUGCGUGUAAUCGCGUCUUUGAACACGGCCAUCGCGUUCAGUUGAAGAGGGUCAAGGAUGAGGCGCUGUGGGGUGCUGCGGAGCUGGAUACGAUUCUGCAUCCGAAUGAGUAUUUUAAGCGCAGUUUCUUGCUGGGCCAUUUGGGUGAGGAUGGAGGGAAGGCGUUGAAGAGAGAGAUGGUUGAGGGGUAGGGGAGGAAUAGUGGAGGGUGGCUUGUUAGGAGGGGUGGGGGUGUGGGCGGUCUAGUUUGCACAUGCAUGGGAGGGUGCUGGCGUUGUGGAGUUUUGUUUGGUGAUGGGCUUCUUCUGAAAAGGGUGUGCGGUGUGGUGUUGUGGGCUUGGGUCACUAGAUACACG
Aplosporella prunicola CBS 121167 is the source of this 1763-nucleotide messenger RNA. RefSeq lists its product as uncharacterized. The transcript has 3 exons. Gene Ontology annotation, cellular component: alpha DNA polymerase:primase complex. Gene Ontology annotation, biological process: DNA replication, synthesis of primer. The record is from RefSeq and is a predicted model, not a curated record. Lineage: Eukaryota; Fungi; Ascomycota; Dothideomycetes; Botryosphaeriales; Aplosporellaceae. Bases 75 to 1598 code for a protein of 507 amino acids.